UAACAGCGCGAAUGUACUCUAUAACUAUAAGUUUACGUGUGUACAUAGACGAGUGUUAUUGUGUGUGCUAUGUUUGUAGCUUAGAGAAGCGAGUGAUAGAGAGAUAAGCGCGCGGUGCUCCGCUAUUAAAAUUGGAAAAAUGAAUCCCGCCGUCCCGUGACUCGAUCGAGUGCGCGGUGUAUCGAACGUGUAUGUAACACACAUGCGCGACGAUCGCAUGUGCGGAAACGACACUCAAUCCUUGAAGUGCAGCGAAUUCUCCGAGUCGAAUGUCGAUAAAUCUCGGAAAUAAAAUCGCCAGCUUCAGGCGCUGUAAUACUCACUUGUAAAUCAAAACAAAGUCAGCUGAUCCGGCGUUCUGCAACAUAACCUCAGAUACGCGCCAGUAUUUCGCUGCUGUAGCAGAGCGCGAGAAGUAUACAGCUUAUAUCGCAGCCCUUCGCGGAGAGAACAACACUGCUGGAUAUUUAUAUUCGCGAAUAAUACUCGCGAGAGAGUUGGCUUGUUGUGCAUCAGAACUUGUUUACUUGCAAUGCUGUGAUUGUUAUUAAUGAGAGACUGACAAAGAAAUAUACCUACAGUGACUCCGAUUUGUUGUGUUGGUUUUCUAAACGUCACCUUGGACGGGUCUAUUCUCGUUCUUAAGUGAACUUUUUAUUGCAACUUAUACUAUCAAGAUGUCAAAAAGGAAAAGGGUUACUGCAGAUGAGAAGAGAACACGAAUGCUAGGUUAUUUCCACGAGAAAAAGGAAUUUUUCACUCUGAAGGAAUUAGAAACAACUGUACCAAAAGAAUGUGGAAUUAUACAGCAAGCAGUAAAAGAUGUUCUUCAAGCUUUGGUUGAUGAUGGAUUAGUGCACUCUGAUAAAAUAGGAACAUCAGUUUACUUUUGGUCUUUUCCUGGAGAAAGGAUACCAGCUCUAGAAGCUCAAAUAGGAGAAACAGGGAAAAAAAUUCUUACUUUAGAGACAAAACUUGAACGACUGAAAUGUGAUAUUAAAAAAGAAGAAGAAAACAAAGUUGAUUUUGAAAAAACAAAGGCUGUAUUAAAUGAAAUCGAGAUAUUGAAAAAUAAAGAAGAAAAGCUGAAGAAACAAAUAACAAAAUUCAGUGAUGCUGAUCCAGAAGUGAUUGCUGAACUUAAUAAAAAGGCAAAGUUUUACAAGGAUGGUGCCAACACAUGGACAGACAACAUAUUCAAUCUGAAAACUUGGUGCAAAAACAAAUUUAAUAUUGAGGAGUCAGAACUAAAUAAACAAUUUCGUAUUCCAGAAGAUCUUGACUACCUAGAGUGAAGGUUCAAAGACUUUUUGAAAAUUACUACAACACCAAUUCUCAGAGGCAAAUUUAUGAUAACUACAAUGAAGUGGGAGAUAAUUGAUUUGAGUUUUGACAAAACUUACCAUUCAACUAAAAUUCCUUUCUGAACAUUUACCAUCGCGGCGGCUACUAACGUUUUGCAUUCGCGACCGAAAUUUCUAGGUUAUGACCUGAACUACGAAACUGUACUAGACUUGCCUGCAUCACUUUCCAUCGCAUAUAUAUUGUUUACAGAAGUAUGUAGUAUAUAUAGGACUAUCCAACGAGAAAAAAGAGAAUCUCACUUUAUUAAUAAUAAAAUAAAGUAAAAAUUGUAAAAAAAUUGAAUCUUAGUUAAAUAUUCGUAAAUAUUAAUUAUAAAGUAUUUAAUUUUUUGAUAAAGAUUUAUAAGUUCCAUACUUUGUAUUUUUCUACAAAAUAAAGUUAAAAAUUAAAGAAAAU
Nasonia vitripennis (jewel wasp) is the source of this 1761-nucleotide messenger RNA. RefSeq names its product meiotic nuclear divisions 1 homolog (gene Gaj). The record is from RefSeq and is a predicted model, not a curated record. The transcript is spliced from 6 exons. Bases 678 to 1295 code for a protein of 205 amino acids. Gene Ontology annotation, molecular function: double-stranded DNA binding. Lineage: Eukaryota; Metazoa; Arthropoda; Insecta; Hymenoptera; Pteromalidae. Gene Ontology annotation, biological process: reciprocal meiotic recombination.